Molecule: messenger RNA, 1136 nt
Organism: Panonychus citri (citrus red mite)
Lineage: Eukaryota; Metazoa; Arthropoda; Arachnida; Trombidiformes; Tetranychidae
Product: 3-oxoacyl-[acyl-carrier-protein] reductase FabG-like
Exons: 2
Coding region: 201-971 (256 amino acids)
Source: RefSeq, a predicted model, not a curated record
GAAACAACCUGACUGUUUGUUUAUGAUCUAAUGAACUAAUCUCAAUUAAUUAGUGGGCUGAAAAUUAUAAUGAGAUUUGAAUGAAUAAAAGGUAAAUAUCAUUGAUAAAACAUUCAUUUUAAUUGUUACUCUCCUGGUGAACAUUUCAAUUCCUUAAUUAUCUGAGUUUUUUUUUCGACAAUUGAACAAACGAUUUGAAAAUGAUUAACCUAAUGGGUAAAGUUGCUCUAAUUACUGGUUCGAGUGAUGGUAUUGGUGCUGCUACGGCCAUUCUGUUUUCGUCUCUUGGUGCUAAGGUCGCGAUCGUUGGUCGGACUCAAAGUAAAUUGGAUAAAGUUUCAAGUGAAUGUCAAUCUAAAUCUCCUAAUGGAUUAAAACCAAUUGUAAUCCAAGCAGAUUUCGAGAAUGAUGGAGAUGUAAAGAGGACUUUUGAUGAGACAAUUAAAGCUUAUAAUAAAUUAGAUAUUCUUGUGAACAAUGCUGGUGUUGCUCGAAAAAGUAAUUUUACUGAUGAUGAUGCUCUCGAAGAUUAUGAUCGAGUGAUGCAGAUCAAUGUCCGAUCAGUGGUUCUAUUGACUAAAUUAGCGAAAGAUCAUCUUACUCAAUCGAAAGGUGCUAUUAUCAAUGUCUCAAGUAUCGCCAGUAUUAGAAUGAGUGGUACUCAUUGGUCUUAUUGUAUGUCCAAAGCAACACUCGAUAUGUUCACGCGAUCAAUGGCAUCCUUACUUGGACCUGAAGUUCGGGUCAACUCGGUUAAUCCUGGUCCAGUUCGAAGCAACUUCUGGAAUGCUCAUGAAGAUCCAAAAUCUUUACUGGACCACAUGGAAACACAGACGCCCUUACAACGAGUCGGUGUUCCCGAUGACAUCGCUCAGUUGAUCGCUUUUCUGGCCUCCGAUGCUGCUAAAAACAUUACAGGUUCAAUUGUUGUCUCUGAUUCUGGUACUCUCAUAGCCAAUCCACACAAGUAAUCAUGAACAUUGGUGUUCAUCUAUUAUGCUAAAUCAAAAGAUUUUGAUAAUAAAUUGAUUUGUAUGAUUGAUUAUUUGUUCAAUAGAUUCUUAAUAUUUGUAUUUUAGUAUCAUUUGCUUAAUUAUGUAAGGCAUACUUAAUUAAACGUAAUAUCAUAUGAUUAA